AUGCGGGUGUUUUGUGAGACGAUCCUCAACUCCGACGGCAGCAGCAGCAGCAGCAGCAGCAGCAGCAGCAGUGCGGAGCAGCAAGUGCAGCUGCGAGCGAGCUUUUCAGUGUAUUUGAUGGCUGUCUUGUGUCUAUUCGGAAGCAUCUCAUCGUCUUGCUUCGCCGGAGUAGGGCUGUAUACUCUGCCUGCUGCUCUUCUCGCAAGCUUCAAACAAAACGCUAAACCACUCUCCUUGCCCGAGUUCCAUGAGCUGCGGCGUGAAUUGGGUGCGAAGGCUCACAAGCUGCACGCAGUGGGUUCUUUGCUGCUGCAGCAGCAGCAGCAGCAGCUGCAGCAGCAGCAACAGCAGCAGGCACAAAAGGGGACGUCGUCAGCAGCAGGCAGCAGCAGCAGCAGCAGCAGCAGCAGCAAAGGAGGGGGCGGGAAGGUGGGUUGGGGUAUCGGUCGUUACUGGCGUCAGCAGCAGCAGCAGCAGCAGCAGCAGCAGCAGCAACGUUGUUUUAAGUUGGCUGUACAUGUACUGGAGACGGAGUACAGACAGCUGGUGAAGCAGCAGCAGCAGCAGCAGCAUUUGCUGCGCCGCUGCAUCUCUAUCUCUUUCGGCUGUCUUGCUGCUCUCUUGUCUGCUCUUUGGCUUGCGCAAAUCUUUUUCGUGUUUGUUCUGCCGCUGAUUUUAAACAAAACCGCAAAAGAGGGUUUUACAUUCAUCGAUGGGUUGCUGCAGUUGUUUUGUUGUUUCUCCAUCCACCCCCUCAAGCGCGACGCCACGCGUUUAAACUCCCUUUUGUUUAAUGUCGGCCUCAUCUGCAUUUCUUCUUGCGGGGCUGUCCUCUUCUCCUACAAUUCCUUCAGCGAAUACGCGCGGGGGACGGAGGCUGCGCUGUGCUUUGGCGUUGAGUUCAGACAUCUGCGUUUUUUCGGGCCUAUCUUUCGGUGGCACAUUUUUGAGUUUCUGCUGCUGGGGGCUUUUCUUUUAGCGUUUGUUUUUUCUCUUGUAAAGUGCUGCUGCUACAAGAAAAAGAAGCAGCAGCAAAUGACUACAGUCUCACCCAUACCUCCUCUGCUGCAGCGGCUGUUAGAUAAAGCAGCAGCAGCUGGACCCAGCAGUGCUGCUGCUGCAGCAGGAGCGAAUGCUGAGGGAGAACUGCUGCUGCAGCAGCAGCAAACUGGUGCUGCUGCUGAAGCAGCAGCAGCAGCAACAGCUUCCCCCAAGAACGCUUCCAAGGGUUUCUCGCGUAUCUUCAGAUACACGUCAAAGCAGCAGCAGCAGCAACAGCAACAGCAGAUGCUGCAGCAGCAGCAACAGCAGCAGCUCUUGUUGCUGCAGCAGCAGCAGCAACAGCAGCAACAUGAAAGCCCCUUCGCUCGACGCCGCGUUGAAUUUGCAGAAGGCCCAGGGGCAGUUCGCCCAAUUGAAAAAAUAAAAGAGGAAACAAACUUCGAAACCACAAAAAAAAAGAAAUGGGGGCUGGCGGCAGAAGGCUGA
Molecule: messenger RNA, 1488 nt
Organism: Eimeria acervulina
Lineage: Eukaryota; Apicomplexa; Conoidasida; Eucoccidiorida; Eimeriidae
Exons: 5
Coding region: 1-1488 (495 amino acids)
Source: RefSeq, a predicted model, not a curated record